GAUGGCGGCGCCCAUGACGGCCGAGGACCGGAACGAGGACGGGGCGUCGGGGCUGCAGCGGGCGGUGGGCGGCCUGCAGCUGUUGCUGGGCCGGGGCGCAGGCACCGGCCCGCUGCCGGCCCCGAGACCCGCCGCCCCGUCGCCGGAGUCGCUGCGCCUCGGGCUGACCGCGCUGGAGGAGAGGCUGGCCCGGGACCCCCAGUGGGCCCCCCUGCGCAGGGCGAGGGCCGAGGUGGCCCGGCGGGCCCCGGGGCUGAGUCCCGGCCCCGGCCCCGACCCGCCCUGGGCCGCGGCCUGCCAGGCGCUGCUGCUGCUGCUCUGCCUCAAGCGCUGCCUGGCCCGCCUGGCCGCCGCGAGCCCCGCAGCCGGCCCGAGCGAGGCCGGGGUCCCCCCUCCGCUGCGCCCUGACGCCCUGAGCAUCGCCCAGGAGGGCGCCGUGCAGGCGGCGGCGCAGCUGGCGGUGGCGUUGGGCCUCCGCCCGUACCUGCUGCCCGGGGUGGCGCCCCCGCCGCGGGACAAGGCCGGCCUGCUCUCCGCCCAGCCCGAAGCCCCGCGGAGGCUCCUCGCCGCCUGCAACGCCCUGGUGGAAGUGGCCGAGUACCCCGAGCUGGGCAGGCUGAUCCUGGCGCGGCAUCUGGGCGACCUGCUGGCUGGGCUGUGCCAGCUGGGCUUCUGCCCCGCGAGGAAAGCCUGGGCGGGUGCUGAGAGGCAGGGGCUGACGGAAGAGGAACAGAGCAGCUGCAAAGAAGCCUUGCAAGGCCUUUUGGACAAAGUGUAUCAGCCCCUGGUGGUCCGGGAACUGCUGCUUCUUCAGGGGGGGCCUAAGCGGGCCUCCCAUCCCAGCCAGCAGAACGACGAGCCUUGUAUGGCACCAGCACCAGCCUGGCUUCAGCGCCUUUGUGGGCACCUGCUGUCCGGGAGGCUGCUAAGACCUGGUGGAGUUCAGGCUGUGAUCCAUGGCAUCCUGGAGGGAGCCGGAGCUGGGGCUGUGGGGGGCAGCAGUGCAGAAGCGGCAGCAGCUGACUGGCAGAAGUGCGAGGCCAUAGCCAAGAUCCUGUCCUCGUGUCCUCAGCAGUCUCUGUCCCUGGAGGAUUAUUGUCAACAGAUUUGCCCACAGAUUCUGCAGCUGUUCCUCAUCCAGGAUAAGCUGAUGGUGCGCCAGUUCCAACGAGUAGUGACCGCAACUGUCCUCGCCAUGGUGAGGCAACAUCCACAGCAGGCAGAGAAGCACCUGCUGCGUCCCCUGCUGAAGCCCCUCUUGCGCUGCCUGGGGGAGCCAGAAGGUUCCCUGGAAGACCUGCCAGCUGGGGCGGUGCUGGUGGAAGAGGAGUUGCUCUCGGGAUGCGUGGAAACAGUGUACAAGGUCUGCGUGGUGGGUAAUGAGCCCUCGCCUUGCCUCUUGGGUGCCCUGCAGCCUGUGCUGGGGGCCAUCUUCUCCCUCUGGUGCUUCACCAAGCAGAACGUGUCCUCCUUACGCACCCCCUGCCAGGAGAUCCUGCUAUGGUUCCUGGAGAAGAGCGAGCAACAGGCCUCUCUGGCGGCCCUGGAAGGCUUGGCGGAGCUCAGAGGAAGCCCCUGCCUGCCCCACCCCCAUUGCCAGUUCCAGGUGGGCAGUGAAGGGGGCGUGGUGGCCACCAUCAAGGAGGCUGUGAGUGACGAAGACGAGGCUCUGUAUCAGAAGCUUUCCUCAGAGCAGUGGCAGCUGGAGCAGCUGGUGGACUUGCUGUCUCACUGCCGGAAGGGCAGCCUAGCCGGAGACUUCUUCCUGGGCUGCUUAAAGGAGCUGACCCAGCUGGCCUCUGAGACGGACCCUGCACCCCCUUCGCAAGGGCCCCCCCUGGAUCUGGAGCAGCUCUGCAACCCAGCCUUCCCCCAGCAGAUGAGGCAGCUGCAGGUGCUUCGGGUGGUGGCCAUGCUGACCGAGGGCAUUUCGGACUCCUUGCUCACAGAUGUCAGGCAGGUGGUGGAGUUUGUGGCAGCCACGCUUCAGCGGGCCUGUGCAGGUCUCUCCAGAGGCUCAGUGGGCACUGUGGAGUCCCAGACGCUCAGCAUGGCUAUGGGGCUGGGGGCAGCCAUGCUGGGCGGGGCCCUGCAGCUGAAAUCCGAAGACUUUGCCAGCCUGAAGCAGCUGGUGCCCCUGCUGGAUGAACUCUCCCGCCUCCACCCGGAGCCUGUCAUUCAGGAGCUGGCGGCUGACUUGAGCAUCUCCAUCUGCACCCACCGCGCCUUUCCCACUGCUGCUUGCAAGGCCCAGGGCAGGAGUGUGGGUGGGGCAGCAGGCCAAGGGAGCGCGGGCACCCCAGAUGGGACCCCCAGACCUGGGGCACCCCUGCCCCAGAAGUCCCCCAGGAGCCACUCAGGACAGCCUCAGGGGAUGGACUCGGUUGCCAAGGAAAGCUCUGCCCCCUGCAGCCCCCAGAGCCAUCUGCAGGCGCUUCUCUCGGGGGCUUACAGCCCUGACAUUCCCACGCGAGCUGCUGCCUUGCGCCACCUCUCCCGGAUGAUCGAGCAGAAGGAUCCCGGAGCCCUGAAGACUCGGGAGAAGUUGCUGAAGGUUUUUGUGGAAAACCUGGAACAUAAAGACUCCUUUGUUUAUCUUUCUGCUAUCCAAGGUGUGGCCCUCCUGUCAGAUGCCUCCCCACAAGAUGUCCUGCCCUUCCUGCUGACCCAGUACGCGGGCGCCCCGAUGGUGGAGACCAGGAUGAAGCUGGGGGAGGCACUGCUGCGCACGACACGAGCCCUGGGAGAUCUGGUCUUCCAGCACAGAGACACGCUGAUUCAUGCUUUCCUGCGAGGAGUCCGGGAUCCUGACCACUCCCUCAGAGCCAGCAGCCUGUCCAACCUGGGAGAGUUGUGCCAGAUCCUUGGUUUUCAGCUGGGGUCGGUGGUCCACGAGCUGGCCGCCUGCUUAGCAGCUGUGGUCAAAACCGACCGUGAAGCUGAGGUCCGUAGAGCCGCGGUCCACGUGGUGGUGCUUCUCCUGCGGGGGCUCAGCACGAAGGCGGUGGAGGUUCUCCGCGAUGUCCUGCUGGAUCUUUACCGCCUGCUGAAGUUCGUGGUGCGCUGCGAGCAAGAUGAGGUGACAGUGCUGCAUGCUCAGCUGGCCUUGGAGGAGCUGGAUGGCCUCCUCAGGCAGUUCCUCUUCCCCCCCCAGACGCUGCAGAAGAAGAUUGAGAUCCUGCCCUAGGCGGCUGCUCCGGAUGGCCACGGAACUCUGCCACUCAAAAGCCCUCGCCCGUGGCCUCCCUGGCAACUUCCGCGUGAACUUUGCCCCUGCGGGGCAGACUCUGUACAGGCGCAGCUUUGUUGCGUGGGGCUCCAUCCCCACCGAGAGAAGCAUUGGAGGGGACGGGAGCAGAUCAGCCAAGGCAAUAAAUUAAGCCCAGUAGUGGCAUAUUUGGAAA
Pantherophis guttatus is the source of this 3404-nucleotide messenger RNA. It is a transcript of the gene TANGO6, whose product is annotated as transport and golgi organization 6 homolog. NCBI's taxonomy places the organism in Eukaryota, Metazoa, Chordata, Lepidosauria, Squamata, Colubridae. The record is from RefSeq and is a predicted model, not a curated record. Gene Ontology annotation, biological process: protein secretion.